Myotis myotis is the source of this 3933-nucleotide messenger RNA. RefSeq names its product zinc finger protein 501-like. Gene Ontology annotation, molecular function: DNA-binding transcription repressor activity, RNA polymerase II-specific. NCBI's taxonomy places the organism in Eukaryota, Metazoa, Chordata, Mammalia, Chiroptera, Vespertilionidae. Bases 110 to 1552 code for a protein of 480 amino acids. Gene Ontology annotation, biological process: negative regulation of transcription by RNA polymerase II. The record is from RefSeq and is a predicted model, not a curated record. The transcript has 3 exons.
CUCCGGGACUCCUCUCUGCUCACAGCGUCCCCGCAGCCGGACCCCAUUUCACCCUCCAGCCUUGGGGACCGGCCUCUCAGGUCCCGCCGCCCAGGUCCCAGCGCUCAGAAUGGACAUGAACUUUGAGGAUGUGGCCAUUGCGUUCUCUCGGAAGGAGUGGGAGAUCCUUGAUGAGUCUCAGAGACGUCUGUACUGUGAUGUGAUGCUGGAAGUGUUUUCACUUGUAUCAUUUGUAGGUCCUUGGCGUAAGAUGGAUGAUGUGGAGGCCUAUUCUGAGCACAGUGUAUCUGUAGGAGAGUCUCAGGUGAGGGCUUCCAAGACAGCUGCAGCCACCCAGAGGACCCAUCUGUGUAAGCCGUGCUUCUCAGUGUUAAAAGAUAUUUUGCACCUGACUGAGUUACAAGUGGUUUACUUUGAGAAGAAUGUGUUCUUAAGUGAUGCGUGUGUGAGAGACUUGUGUUCCAGUGCAGACCCUCACCAGCAACAGCAGAAUGCCAGUGGAGAGAAGCCCUGGAAAGAAGAUAUGCAGAGGUCCUCGCUUGGGACCAGUUGCUGCUUCUACUUAUCCGGGGUGCCUGCAGCUAGGACAGAGGUUGGGGAAGACUCCCCAGCCAUCUCAGAGCUUCUCCAGCAUCAGGCUACUCUUAACACCAAGGAGCCACACAGUAACAAUGAGAUUUCACAGGAAUGUUUCAGUGGAAAAAGACAUCACCAGUGGGUUGAAUGUGAAACAGCUGCCAGCCAGAAACAGAAAGUUGCUUAUGAGAAAGGUCUCUGCUCUGGAGAUAUGAUUUAUGAGUCUAAUAAAUGUGGGAAACGGUUUAGACAAAUCUUUAACCAACCUCAACAUGGAAGAGUUCACACUGGAGAAAAGCCCAGUGAAGGUACUGAUUGUGGAAAGGUCUUCAGUGAAAGCACUGCUCUCAUUAAACACAGCAGAGUUCACAUUAGAGAAAAGCCGUAUGAGUGCAGUGAUUGUGAGAAGUCCUUCAGUUACAUGUCUGACUUCACUAGACACCACAAAGUUCACACUGGAGAAAAGCCAUAUGGGUGUGGCGAAUGUGGUAAGCAUUUCAGUCAAAGGACUGACCUUAUUACCCACCAAAGAAUUCACACUGGAGAAAAGCCAUAUGCAUGUAGUGAAUGUGGGAAGCAUUUCACUGAAAGGGCUGCCCUCACUAAACACCACAGAGUUCACACUGGUGAAAAGCCGUAUGAGUGUAGUAAUUGUGGGAAAUCCUUUAGUAAAAGCUAUAGCCUCAGUCGACACAAGAGAGUUCAGACUCGUGAAUGUAGUAAGUAUAGUGAAUGUGGAAAAUCUUUUAGCUACAAACAUAAACCAGCUAGACACCCAAGAGUUCACCCUGGAGAAAAGUCAUAUGGUUGUAGCGAAUGUGGUAAGCAUUUCACUCGAAGGACUGACCUUAUUAAACACCACAGAGUUCACACUGGAGAAAAACCUUAUGAGUGUAGUGAAUGUGGGAAGUCCUUUCGUCAAAGUUCUAGCCUGAAUACACAUCACAGGAGAGUUCACACUGGAGAAAAGCCGUAAAGGUGCAGGGAAUGUUUUACUUUUCUCAUUAAGAAUAAGAACACUUAAAGGGCUCUAUGGGACCCAUUUACAUGAAUGUAAACCCCUUUAAUGAGAACAUACACUCUGCUAGAUUCCUCAUAAAUUUGAGGUAUAAGUGAGACUUGAAGGAGCUGUGUUGUACUUGCUAACAUGCCCAGACCUGCAACCCAAAUGAUGUCACUGUGAGUGUUUAUCGCUGAAGAGAUUUCACCUCUAACACCUGGCUCACCUGAGGAGUGUGCAUCGGUCACAUUCCCUGGGUGCUCAGGGGAAUGUAUUCUGUGUUCUCGCUUCUGCUUGAAGUAAUUAUGGUUCCUCCAAGCUCUUGGCAGUAUCUUCAUUCAUUUCUCUAUGACUAGAAAAUGGACCUGACCCAGGAUUCAUCCAGAGCACCAGUUCUCAGCUAAGAAGUGCUACCUCUUUCAGGGACCUAGUGGUACUCACAUUAUGCUUUGAUAAAUUUUGAGGGUUUCUUAUUCACCAACCUGCAAACUCUGAGCUCUCCUCUGCUCUGGUUUAGGAUCUUUUUUCUAAAGGUGUGUUUACAUUUGCCCUUUAAUUUUGGUUUUAUUCCCUGCCACAGAUGAUUUGCAAACACAAAUGUGAUCUGUCAGCAUGUAGAGAUGAAUAUUGUGUUUACCCCAAAGUUUAUGUGGUUUGGAAGGGACAGCAUCAUGGCAGGAAAUCAAUUUUUGUCCAAUAUUGGCUUAUUAUUUACUGCAGCCCAUGGGCUUGAAAGAAAGGCCACAUGACUUUGUGCAUUUAAGUUGCUCAACAGGCAAGAAGUCAAAGCUAGAGGAAGGAUAAUCCUGUAAUCUGUCCCAGAUAUGUCUUUUGUAAUAACUCAGCAUUCCUGUUAAUUUUAAUGUCAAUAGUUUGUUGUUGUUUUUAAAAUAUAUACUUUUAUUGAUUUCAGUGAGAAAGGGAGAGAGAGAGAGAAAUACCAAUGAUGAAUGAGAAUCAUUGAUCGGCUGCCUCCUGCACGCCCCACCCAGGGGAUGGAGCCCACAACCUGGGCAUGUGCCCUGACCGGCAAUUGAACCGUGACGUCCUGGUUCACAGGUCAAUGCUCAACCACUUAGUCACACCAGCUGGACUGAUGGCAAUAGUCUUCACUGCUUGCCAAUAUUUGCUGCCACUGAGGCAAGGCUGGUCCUCCCAAGAAAUGAAGAGAGGGAUGGUUGUGACUAUAUAGAGUUGCCAUCUUAAUUUUCUAACAACAGAGGGAUGCCUAGGAUUUAUAUGGAACCACAUUUCAAGGCUUUACUUAGGUUUAUAUAUAACUGACAACCAAGGAAAUGCACUUUUCUAAUGUGCAAUAUUUGGUGAGGUUGAACAUACAGAUAAAGCUGAGAAACCGUCACGGGUGAAAUAGGCUGCCUCCUGCAUGACCAUUCCUGGGGAUUCAGGACGGCAUGUGCCCUGCCCUGGAAUCAAACCAGUGGCUUUCAGUGAAUGUGAUCACGCCCAGUAAAAUGAGUCACAGUGGCCAUGGAGAGUUUAUAUUUGUGUUAUUAAUUAUUGUAUUAUUUUCAUUACCAACAGUUGUAAACCUACUAUUGCCUUACCCUGUAUUUACUUCCAAUCCUUUGGUCAGCUUUCUGCCUACCCAGCCCUCCAUACAGGCAUUGAUUUACCUUCCUGUACAAUAGAGUAGUUCAUAUUUUUCAUAAUUUUAUUGGCACUAUAAGGUGAAUUCUCUUUAAGAAACACUGGCUUCCUUCAUGCUACACAGAUAUUUUGAGAUUUAACACUAACGUUUAUAUAAAUAGUUAAUUUUUUAUUGCUAGGAAAUACUGUAUUCUAUGGAUAACCACUUUUACUACUGAGCUGUCUAUGGUUUCAGUUAUUUCUACAUUUCAGGUUUUCUAAAUAAAACAGCUCAGAAUAUUGUGUUCAGUUUUUCCUACAGGUGUAUGUCUUACUUAUCAUAGUGUUCCAGUGUCAGUGAAUGUGUUACAUUUCAACAUAUGGGGAACUGUGACCUAAAAUGGUCAAUCACUUUGCCCUCCCACCCACACUAAUGAAAAUUCCAUUUUUCUGCAGCCCUGCCAGCAAAGGUGAAGGUUAAUCUUUUUAAGUACUAGCCCCAUCCGUGAGUAUACUGUUAACUCGCUUUUGUUUUAAUUCCAUUUCCAUGAAAAUGUUUGAUGGUGAUUAGUUCUUCCUGUAUUUCUUUACACUUUCUUUAUCUCCUUUGUUAAAAUGUCUGCUCAGAAUUUUUUAUCUACUUCAAAAGUUAAUUUCUUAUUCUACACAAUAGGACAGUGCAGCCUCUAAGACAUACGUUUGAAUUUCACUCAGUCCUCAGAUACUCCACUGACUUCUUUGCCAUAUGGAAUUCUUGGUUUUUGAAUUCU